AUGUCUUCUAGCUUGAGAGCAAAUCUACCACUCAGCGUUGUCCAAGUUGUGGAUUCGUCUUCUUGGGUGGGAGGGGCCCUGGUACAGCUGGAGAACACUGUGUGCAAACCCAAAGCUGAUGACCUUGUGCUCAACUACUGUUGGAUCUGUCCUUUUGUCAGAAAGUUCCGGUCCCAGAUCCCUUCCCAAUUCUUUCUUACAGAUGUUUUCCUCUACAUGGACAAGACGUUCCAGGGUCGACUACUGAUACCCCAAGAUGCUGGUGAGAGUAAAGUAAGCCUAGCUACAGACGAGGCGGAGAAGGCAGCCCAACCAGCGGACUCAGAACACGAAGAAGAAGAAGAAGAAGAUGACCAAUCCGAUUCUCAAAGCCAUGAUGGUGACAGCCAGGGUGAUGAGUCGGGAAGUGACAACCAGGGUGAUGGGUUGGAGGGUGCCAAGGACGGUGAGUCAUCGGACAUGGAGUCGGCAGGUGAUCAGGGUUCGGAUGGAUCAGGGUCAGGUGAUGAAGGGGAGCCUGGACCUGGUUCACAUGUUGAUGAUGUUGAGCCCCAAUGCGAUAGCCAAGAAACUUUGAUUCUUCCUGGACGGGACCAGCAUGAAAUGGAUGACCAAGACCCCAUGGAGGUUGAUGACAGCCAACCCAACCCAGCUCCUACCCAAUCAGAGUCUUCUGAUUCCGACGUUGAGAGCAUCAACACCCCCGACCGCAAGAUUUCAUGGAAUGAGGAGUUCUUUACAACACCUAGGUUUGGAAACUCAGAGCCACGUCGCGCUGAAAUCGUUGAGAUGUGCAUGGCGUUGAUGCAGUACUUUGGAGCCAACCAUCCGGACAUUGUGAAGAGCCCCAAUGUGGUCGACUACAUGGACCAUUGUGAGUGGGCGUACGCACGAUUUGGGGUGAGGGCCACCAAUUGGCUAUCAACCAGGGACCAUUGGGAAGCCUGGCUAGCUCGGUACGAAGCCCGAGGAAACAAGGUGGGUAUAGCUCACACAAAAACCAAUAUUUGUUAA
Molecule: messenger RNA, 1014 nt
Organism: Cladocopium goreaui
Lineage: Eukaryota; Dinophyceae; Suessiales; Symbiodiniaceae
Source: the annotation of a GenBank genome assembly